Molecule: messenger RNA, 2743 nt
Organism: Varroa destructor (honeybee mite)
Lineage: Eukaryota; Metazoa; Arthropoda; Arachnida; Mesostigmata; Varroidae
Product: bifunctional coenzyme A synthase-like
Biological process (GO): coenzyme A biosynthetic process
Molecular function (GO): dephospho-CoA kinase activity; ATP binding
Source: RefSeq, a predicted model, not a curated record
UACCUUCCUACUGUUGUUAACUUCUUUGUUAGCUGAUAGCCUGUUAUAUGCCGAGGUCGUAAGGUGACAACUUUUUUGUUCUAUAUUUCGGAAAUACCCGUCCUCUACUAGAAAGACGUGGCCAGACAGAUUAUAUUAUAAGAAUAAAAUUAUUCAAUAGUAACCUGUAGGAUUAUAGAGGCUUUUUCAUCUUAAUUUAAAUGUGUUGGUUAUGUACGUAAGUAAGGGCCUCCCGGUCAGUUUAAAGUGACUAGUGCAAGUGUGAAACGCGUCAGCUCGAAAGGCAGGACACGAAAAGCGUGAAAAUAACACUGCUGACGGCGGCGUAGUUGAUAUUGAAGACGCCUAAAGCGCAUAGGUGUCGAGGUAAUUGGCUGAGUCAUCUCGAAGUUGAGCUGUAAGACGCAUACGUCAGAGAUACGUGUAGAUGGAACAAAUUUAAACAGUUCUUAGUGAGUCGUUGGACCUGUUACGCGCUGACUACGUUGUGCGAUCACCCCGCUUGUCCAUUUGGGCUUAGUCCAGAUUUUCGUACCGUAGAACCGCCGUAUUUAGAUUACCAUAUGACUGUUUCAUGACCGAUGAAAUUUUCGCAACAAAAACUAGUGCUCAUUCAUUCGUUUUUUGAUCAGCUGAGUCGACUUUGUAUCUGGCAGUAUUCUUUGUUUGGUGUAAACUUGCUAACGACGAGCUUCACCUUGAACUCUGACUGAUACUGGUUCCUGAUUACUACUGCUACUACAACUAUUAGGAUCAUGGUGCAGAACCGGUGCACUGAAUCAUCUUGUGUCGGUGGUGGAUCGGCUGCGGGGUUCGUCAAUGAAUCCGUCAAUUCUCACCAGAGAGUAACCACUGCGGCGUCUAGCGUUUUUAACGCGUUCGGUGAUGUGGCUCCUUCAACCUUGUGUGCCUGCCAAAGAAAACGACAGCAAAAGUCUGCCCAGACCACUUCUGACCAAAGCAAUAACGGUUCCGUUUCAGCAGCGAUGUUUCAUACGGGUCUGGUCGUGAUCGCUUCUCCAGUGCGACAGAUACUCCGUCAGGUGGCACCAUUUUUGCGCGAGGCUCGACAAGUUGUCGAUCACACAUUGUACAUUCGUCUUGAGCCCAAUUACCAGUGGCCCCAAAGAAAGCAGAUGCUGACUGGGGGCGAAGUAUCCCUUCUUCGUAGUAUCAUACCGAGGAUCUACGGCGAGGCCGCCCGUGAAUGUAGCCAUCUUGACGUUCGGGUACUGCAGAGCUUUUUGAAGAAUGUGGAGAUACGCGAGACGUCGCUAGAGAAAAAAAUUGAAGUUGUGAUUGCUCACAAACAGCUCAAUAACCUCGAUUCUUAUGUCAAGCACCAAUUCGACGUCUCACCGAAAGUUCAUUUAUUCGAGCCGCCGGUUACAGUCUCUACGGAAACAAACUCCGACGGCGGCGAACCUUUGGAUGAGAAGAAUACGGUGACGUUCUCUAGCGUUUGUCUCGGCGGGACUUUUGAUCGACUGCAUCUUGGACACAAAGCUUUACUCAGCUCGGCUGUCUCAAUAGCUACAGAGAAACUUGUCGUUGGUGUAACUGAUGGCGACAUGAUCAAAAACAAACUAUUGUGGGAACUCAUUGAGCCAUUAAAUGUACGGAUUGAGGCGCUACGUUGCUGUCUUCAGGACAUGGACCCUUCGCUUAAAUACGAAAUUGAGUCCAUAAGUGAUCCGUAUGGACCAACUGUGCGCGAUGCCUCCCUGCAGUGUCUUUACGUGUCGGACGAGACCGUUAAAGGCGGACUAAUGAUUAACGAGGAGCGCGCUAAAAGGAAUUUUCAGCCGAUGACACUAUACAAUGUGUCUCUUGUGAAGAACUUCAACAAAACCGAAGAGUUUAUGGAUGACAAAAUCUCUUCUUCGUCGCGACGAAUCGCCCUUUUAGGAAAGGUUUUGCGCAAGCCAGCGCGAAACUUGUCGAUUCCUGCCCAACCGUACGUGAUUGGUUUAACCGGUGGAAUUUGUUCGGGGAAAAGCUACAUUACAAAGAUACUUGAGGGUCUGGGUGUGGCAUGCAUUUCAGCAGACCUCACGGGGCAUGAGGCAUACGCCGCCGGAACGGAAUUAAAUCAAGAAUUGGUGGAUACUUUUGGUUAUGAAAUUCGUGCGGAGGAUGGGUCAAUAAACCGCAAGGCUCUAGGAGCGAUUAUUUUCUCGGACGCAUCGAAAAGACAGAGGCUCAACGAACUCGUAUGGCCGGAGAUUAAAAGGUUGCUACAAAUUAAGGUUAAAAAGGCCGCUGAAAUGGGUGCUCGUGUGGUGUGCAUCGAAGCAGCCCUAUUGUUCGAAGGCGGUUGGGACAACCUUGUUCAUUGUGUCUGGUAUUCGGUAAUUUCCGAGAAAGAGGCAAUUGCUCGGGUCAUGAAAAGGUCUGUUUCUGCGACAGUUUUUACAUUCAUCUUCUUAGACAAGUGUGACGCAGAGAUGGCGAUGAGAAAGGUUCGAUCACAAAAGCCUGCCAAGAUGUUUAUGGAUCGAUCACACGUUGUGCUCUCUACUAUGUGGAAAGAUGAGGUGACUCAAGCACAGGUAGAGCGAGCCUACCAAGAAAUCCAGAAGUACAUCCAGAAAUAGGCAAAAACGGCACGCACAGCACAUGUAGAGUCAAAGAACUGGUUUUCCACAAAAACAAGCAGAGAGACUCUGGCAACAUUAGGGUACAGCAGCAGUUCUUGGUGACCGGUGUUUUCAAACUUUAUUAAUAAAAAAAAGUACAUAUA